AUGGAGAGAGUUAUUUAUAUACCUGGUGAGGGGGGACAGCUGUGGCCACUGAGGUGUCAACAUCCUCAGCCUCCACGUGGCUACUUUUCAUUCGCUGGGUCCUUUACAGCCUUCAAAUCCACGGCGGUGUCUGGGUGUGGCGUGCGAUGUGAGAUUCGUGUGGGUCAUUAUUUUAGGGCAUCGUGA
Sphenostylis stenocarpa is the source of this 186-nucleotide messenger RNA. NCBI's taxonomy places the organism in Eukaryota, Viridiplantae, Streptophyta, Magnoliopsida, Fabales, Fabaceae. The record is from the annotation of a GenBank genome assembly.